Pipistrellus kuhlii (Kuhl's pipistrelle) is the source of this 1057-nucleotide messenger RNA. RefSeq names its product anthrax toxin receptor-like. The coding region runs from base 1 to 960 and encodes 319 amino acids. The record is from RefSeq and is a predicted model, not a curated record. The transcript is spliced from 8 exons. Lineage: Eukaryota; Metazoa; Chordata; Mammalia; Chiroptera; Vespertilionidae.
AUGGCCACAAGGGCAUCUGACCCCAUGCAGGGCUCCUCUCUGAAGAUCUUCGUUGAAGUUACCCUGGACAAUGGCACGACCAUCAUCAAAAACGAUAUUUAUUUCUUAUAUGAAGAAUGUACGACAACUGCACCUACAACUACCACAACAACUACCACUACAACUACCACAACAACUACCAUUACAACUACCACAACAACUACUACUACUACUACUACAACUACCACCACUACAACUACCACUACCCAAAUGCCUACUACUACUCUGCAGACUACCACUACAACAACACAGUCACCUUCCCCAACACCACCUUCCCCACAACCACCACCACCACCUCCUCCAUCACAACCUCCCCCACCAUCACCUUCACCACCACCACCUCCCCCACCUGAGACAACACCUGACACAACGACUGCCCCCCCACUCACUCCACUGUUCAUGCACAUUGCUGAUCCUCUAUACUUCCUUACACUCAUCCCCGCCAUGCUCAUGUUCCCCUUGCUCAUCUGUUGCAUCUGGAGGCUAUGCCGCAAGAAGACUGUCAAGGAGCCACCCCCGGUGCUCAAACCAGAAAAGGAGCCAUGUCCCAUGCAGAUAUGUCCCACAGUGAUUGUCCCUUGUGGGUGCCAAGUUCGCCAGAUGAGAAGGAUAGAGGGCAAACUGGACAUCUUGUGUGACUUUGUUCAAAACUGCAACCAGGCACCAUUGAUGUGUUCUCAGCCCUGGGACAAGGGGAGGUGUGUCAACUUCAAACUAAUGAAGCCUUACCUUAGGCAGUUGCCCUGCAGCCCAAAUAUGUACCUUGGGCCAAGCCAGGAGUGCAUCCCUCUCAACAACUGUUGCACAUGGGGCCAACAUCCCCCAUCUAUAUGCUCACAGCCUACUUCCAGGAUGCUACCACUGAUUGCUCCCCCUGCCCAGGCACUCUGCAGAACUACCUUGUCACUCCCACACCAAUAGCCACUCUCUAGAGCACCAGAAUAUCAAAAUUAAUGAGAAAACUUUACUGAAUUGGACAUAUAUAUUGAGUUUUGGUUUAAAGUCAAAAAGGAGUUGG